Molecule: messenger RNA, 1869 nt
Organism: Fonsecaea erecta
Lineage: Eukaryota; Fungi; Ascomycota; Eurotiomycetes; Chaetothyriales; Herpotrichiellaceae
Exons: 2
Coding region: 1-1869 (622 amino acids)
Biological process (GO): cellular hyperosmotic response; MAPK cascade; protein phosphorylation
Molecular function (GO): ATP binding; MAP kinase kinase activity
Source: RefSeq, a predicted model, not a curated record
AUGUCUCCAUCCAUGAACCCCUCCUCCGCCCCGCUUGGUCCUGUCAAUGCAGCCAGAAGACCAGGCCCGCUACCUUCGCGUGCCAGUGGGUUGAACUCGGACAUUCAGGCAAAGAUGAAGGCGUUCUCCCUGUCUCGGCAGGGUGCACCUCCCGCAAAAGCACAAGCAGGAGGGUUUGCCGGUCCCCAGGCCGGUGCUUUCGCAGGCGGCCCCUUGACAGGAGCUCCUCCGCCCUCACCCAGCUCCUCUGCUGCCAACCUGCGACUCCCUCCUGGGAUGCAACGACCGAAUGCACCGAGUUUUGGCUCCUCGCCCUCCCCAAUCACCGGCAGCCCUCGAAUGAUGGGCGCCCCCAGGCCUCCAGUCGGCGGACUGGCCGCAAAACGAGGUUUGAAGCCCGGUGGAAUGAAAUUGUCAGAUGCGCACAAGCCUGCCCCUGCUGGACAGGAGGAGGACAAGACAGACACCGGCUCUCAAUUCAACAGGUACUCGAACAUCAUUGAUACGAAGAAAGGCACUUUAAAUUUUCACAACAAAGCUGUCAUCCAUGGAAGUGGUAUUGAUUUUGCGGGUGGCAGUACCUUUUCCAUUUCUCUAGACGAGGUCGACACCCUGUCAGAAUUGGGCAAGGGCAAUUAUGGGACGGUUUUCAAAGUUAGGCACGCUCGGCCCAAGAUGAGGCGCCCUGGUUUGGGCUUGCGAGGCAACAUGGUUCGGCAAUCAUCAGCCUCCAUUCCCAAGGACGACGAAGAGACAGACUCACAGUCAGAUACAAAAGGGACAAGCGGUCUCGUCAUGGCCAUGAAAGAGAUCCGCCUCGAGCUCGAAGACUCGAAGUUUGCUGCGAUCAUCAUGGAGUUGGACAUUCUACACCGAUGUGUAUCACCUUUCAUUAUCGACUUUUAUGGCGCGUUUUUCCAGGAAGGGUCGGUUUAUAUCUGCAUUGAAUACAUGGACGGCGGCUCGGUGGACAAGUUAUACGGAGAUGGAGUCCCAGAGGGAGUCCUCAAGAAAAUCACCCUGUCGACGGUCAUGGGGCUCAAAUGCCUGAAGGACGAACACAACAUCAUCCAUCGAGAUGUCAAACCGACGAAUAUACUGGUCAACACGCGUGGCCAGGUCAAGAUUUGUGAUUUUGGCGUCAGCGGCAAUCUGGUGGCUUCAAUAGCCAAAACAAAUAUUGGAUGCCAGAGCUACAUGGCGCCAGAACGCAUAUCAGGAGGCGGCAUGGCUCAAGUCGGCGCCGGCGGAGGCACCUAUAGCGUUCAGUCCGAUAUCUGGUCUCUCGGUCUCACCAUCAUCGAAUGCGCACUCGGCCGAUAUCCCUACCCCCCCGAAACUUAUGACAAUAUAUUCAGCCAACUUAGUGCCAUUGUGGAUGGUGACCCUCCCGAUCUUCCAGCCGACCAGUUCUCCGAAGCGGCCAUUGAUUUCGUACGGGGCUGCUUGAACAAAAUCCCCCGGCUCAGACCAACUUACGCUAUGCUGCUUCGACAUGCCUGGCUUGCACCACUCCUGAAGCCUCCCACAAUUUCCGAGGACGAUGAGGGCGAGCAGGCAGCUGAGGCUGGCAUCGAAUCGGCCUUCUCAAAUGAUACGGCCCCAGACACUGCGGACAAAGAAGUUGCAAACUGGGUCAAGAGCGCACUGGAGAAGAAGAAAGCCGGCAAGUUGGCGUCACAUAAGAAGCCUGCGCUACACGAAGCGCCUCUGGACGCGGUGCCAGGCAGCCCUCUGGUUGCCCCUGACGGGCCUAUGCCAUUGGGCGGAGAUGCAAUGACGCCUGAUGUCAAGGCAAACAUUGGGGUGAAGGUGGAAUCACCCGAUUUGUUGGCAGCAAGGGUAGAGGGUAUAGAUUUUGCUUCAUGA